UCUUUGUGUCUUCUUCCCAUGGGAGGGAGCGAUGCCGACUGUGUCGACUGUCGAGUAAAUACAGAGCACGUACGCAAAGGUCCGUUUUUUCAAUGCAAAUUACUUUUCUCGAACUGCAAUAUCGAGAAAAAGAAAAAGAAGAAAUCACAGAUAAAUCACUUCGAUCGUUCUCGAUUGCUGGGACCGUUCGGAGGCAUCAAGAUUAGCGUGGUGACCGUGGCUUGUCCUUGCUUCUCCCCGACGUCCAUAGCGAACAUUCUUCUUCCCCAUAUUCGAAGUCUCAGAAGUGCUUGGCUCCGCAUUGCAGUUGCUCCGGCUUUCGAUGAGAGUAAAGGCAUCGUUUUCUGCAUGAUUCCUCUCCUGUUCUUCGAGUUUUCUUGGGUGUUUCUGGCUCUGCUGCACUCUGCUCUUGAGGGAUCGAGGCUCUUUUGACUUCAUGUCGUGUGAGCCGAUAAGGCUUGAGCGAGGGAUGAUGAUCUAGUGAGCUGAAACGGGUGUGAGCGAUUACAUGGCGAAUUUUUUGAAGUGGGUUUAGUUGCAGGAGUUCAAGGAAUGAAUGGUUGCUGACCAAGUUUGAUCUUUGAGUUCGUACAAAGGAGACAGGAAUUACCUUAAUUAUCCCUUUAAUCUCAGUCUUGCCGUUUUCAUUUACUACAUAUCUGCUGGGAUACUGUACAAUGAAGCAUGAAGUUCGUUAGAGUUUGCAAUCCAUUUAACUCUUGGCCUGUGAAAGGGUAGUUACGACUGAUUGAUUCGUGAGCAUCGGACAACGCUGAUUCUUGUUUCUGCCGAGCCGAGUUCAAGUUUCAAGAACUUGAUUUUGUUGCUGAUAAAAUGAGAGGAGCUGUCUUCGUGGCCCUUGCUGCUACAAUUGGUAAUUUCCUUCAAGGAUGGGACAAUGCCACCAUUGCAGGAGGUAUAGUCUACAUAAAAGAAGACCUUGACUUGGGAUCAACUGUAGAGGGCCUUGUUGUGGCUAUGUCACUGAUUGGAGCCACGGUCAUAACUACAUCCUCAGGACCUAUAUCAGAUUGGCUUGGUCGCCGCCCCAUGCUUAUCAUGUCAUCAAUUCUGUAUUUCAUUGGUGGCUUGGUGAUGCUAUGGUCCCCCAAUGUCUAUGUUUUAUGCCUAGGAAGAUUGUUAGAUGGAUUUGGAAUCGGUCUUGCCGUUACUCUUGUCCCGUUGUAUAUAUCUGAGACUGCCCCACCUGAUGUUAGGGGUUUGCUAAAUACUCUUCCACAGUUCACAGGUUCGGGUGGCAUGUUUUUGGCAUACUGUAUGAUAUUUGGGAUGUCUCUGUCAGAUUCACCUAACUGGAGAAUAAUGCUCGGGGUUCUUUCGAUUCCAUCAGUUAUUUAUUUUUUGUUCAUGGUUUUUUUCUUGCCCGAGUCCCCACGGUGGCUCGUGAGCAAAGGGAAGAUGAUGGAAGCAAAAAAAGUUCUCCAGAGACUACGUGGAAGGGAAGAUGUUUCAGGUGAGCUGGCUCUAUUAGUUGAGGGUCUUGGAAUUGGUGGUGAAACAUCAAUAGAAGAAUACAUGAUAGGUCCGGCUGAUGAAGCAGGUGAUCAAGAGCCAACCUCCGAAAAUGGCAGGAUCAAAUUAUAUGGACCUGAAGAAGGUCUCUCCUGGGUUGCUAAACCUGCAGCUAGACAGAGUUCUCUGGCCCUCAUCUCCCGCCAGGGAACAAUGACGAACCAAAGUGUGCCUCUUAUGGACCCUCUAGUUACUCUCUUUGGCAGUGUCCACGAAAAGCUUCCUGAGACAGGAAGCAUGAAAAGCAUGCUUUUCCCUAAUUUCGGCAGCAUGUUUAGUACAACAGCAGACCCUCGUGGUAAAGAUGAGGAGUGGGACGAAGAAAGUGUGCAAAGGGAAGAAGGCGAGGAUUACGGUUCCGAGGCUGGUGAAGGGGAUGAUGAUGAAAAUUUGCACAGUCCACUGAUCUCGCGCCAAACAACAAGCAUCGAGAAGGAAGGGGGCCCUCCUGCUUCACACGGGAGUAUUCUGGGUAUGGGGCGCCAUAGUAGUCUGAUGCAAGGAACAGGGGAGCAGGUGGGAAGCACAGGGAUUGGUGGUGGCUGGCAGUUGGCGUGGAAAUGGACUGAGAGAGAAGGUGAGGAUGGGAAAAAAGAGGGAGGAUUUAAGAGAAUCUAUUUGCACGAGGAGGGAGUUCCAGGGUCCCGACGUGGUUCCCUUGUUUCCCUUCCCGGGGUUGAAGUCCCUGCUGAAGAUGAGUUUGUCCCAGCUGCUGCUUUAGUUAGCCAGCCUGCUUUGUAUUCGAAGGAACUUAUGGAUCAGCAUCCACUAGGACCAGCCAUGGUUCAUCCAUCCGAAACUGCCUCGAAGGGUCCAAUUUGGGCCGCUCUUUCUGAACCAGGAGUGAAGCACGCAUUAUUUGUUGGGAUGGGAAUACAGCUACUUCAGCAGUUCUCUGGAAUAAAUGGAGUUCUCUACUACACUCCUCAAAUACUUGAAGAUGCUGGCGUUGAAGAUAUUCUUUCAAGCUUAGGGCUCGGCACAGAGUCUGCAUCAUUUCUUAUUAGUGCAUUCACGACUUUCUUAAUGCUACCAUGUAUAGCUGUGGGCAUGAGGCUUAUGGAUUCCUCUGGAAGAAGGACGCUCCUUUUGACUACAAUUCCGGUGCUCAUUGUGACACUUGUAGUAUUAGUAAUCGUCGAACUGAUCAAUUCGAGCUCGACAGUCUGCUCCUAUAUCGCAACCAUAUGUGUGGUGGUCUACUUCUGCUGCUUCAUGACAGCUUACGGUCCUAUUCCAAACAUCCUGUGCUCUGAGAUAUUCCCCACAAGGGUGCGCGGUCUCUGCAUCACAAUAUGCGCAUUAGUCUUCUGGUUGGGAGACAUCAUUGUGACCGAUACACUGCCCGUGCUGCUCGAGUCAAUCGGCUUAGCCGGCAUCUUCGGCAUUUAUGCUGCCGUGUGCGUCAUAUCUUGGGUCUUUGUCUUUUUGAAAGUUCCGGAAACCAAAGGCAUGCCUCUUGAAGUCAUCACCGAGUUCUUCUCCGUCGGAGCAAAGCAGAUAGCUACCACGAAAAAUGAAUGAUUCAAAGCAGUAGGCCUCUUAUUCAUAUGUACUGCUAGUUGAGAGUAGAGUAUCUGAUGGCUUCAAGGAUAGUAGUGUCAAAUUUGUUAUGAACUUACUUGUUUUGUAUUGUUUUGUAUCGUGAUACUGUUUUGCCGAAAUUGUUCCUACGGUGAAAUUUUUUUCACCAAAGGUCAUUUUCCGGCUUUUAAUUUAAGAGAUCAGGAUUCCACGCUAA
Eucalyptus grandis is the source of this 3274-nucleotide messenger RNA. RefSeq names its product monosaccharide-sensing protein 2. Gene Ontology annotation, cellular component: membrane. Bases 835 to 3057 code for a protein of 740 amino acids. The record is from RefSeq and is a predicted model, not a curated record. Gene Ontology annotation, molecular function: myo-inositol:proton symporter activity. Gene Ontology annotation, biological process: transmembrane transport. The transcript is spliced from 5 exons. Lineage: Eukaryota; Viridiplantae; Streptophyta; Magnoliopsida; Myrtales; Myrtaceae.